Pimephales promelas (fathead minnow) is the source of this 4611-nucleotide messenger RNA. It is a transcript of the gene amer3, whose product is annotated as APC membrane recruitment protein 3. NCBI's taxonomy places the organism in Eukaryota, Metazoa, Chordata, Actinopteri, Cypriniformes, Leuciscidae. Gene Ontology annotation, molecular function: phosphatidylinositol-4,5-bisphosphate binding; beta-catenin binding. Gene Ontology annotation, cellular component: plasma membrane. Gene Ontology annotation, biological process: regulation of canonical Wnt signaling pathway. The record is from RefSeq and is a predicted model, not a curated record.
GAUGCUGUUUUGCGGUCUUGUGAUUGGUUAUCGUAAUUAUUUUCACACGCGCGCUGACAGCCAGAGCAUCCCAUCUUGUCACGCGCGUGUAAACCACCAGCUCCCGCCAAACGCCUUCUGCCACAAUCUGCUUCAGUUAUGUAUAUGAAAACAUGGAGCUAUCAAAGAGCGAAGACACUUCAGAUGAUUCAAAGAGGUCAAGUAAGGCACAUGGCCGAUGUAAAUGGCCUGAAGAGCACAAAUCUCAUAACACCCCGAAUAAUGGAUUUGUGAAUAUACAGAGCACUGAUAAAAGCCCAUACUCACUGCCUGUGCCAGACACUCUGGACGUACACUCGCAAGAGAUUAGUGACACACUCUCAAAAGGUCACAGACGACUCCGUGGCUCUGUUAAAAGAAGCAGAACCCAUGACUGUGUGAGAGAAAUUAGACCGCAGCCAACUGAGAGCCCUAGAGACAAAGAUGCGACCAACUGGCGCCAUGACCAUAAGCUAGUGACCAGUGUCAGCUUUUCAGGAUUCGAGGCACCUCUAAGGUUGCUUCGUGAGAAUCGGGAUACAUCUGGCAGCAGUCACGAAAUCAUUGAUUAUCGUAACCUAACACCUCAAGUGCCCUUUGUGCCCUGCAUAGCCAAAUCCAUUCCUAAAAAGAGGAUCUCCCUGAGGAAGCCCAGAAAGGCCAUUAAGGAUUUAUUCGUUCACAAAAGACACAAACAUGAGAAAGCUACUUCACCGAGUACACCGUGCCAUGUUGCAGGUGAAAAUGUUCCAACAUUGAAACGUACGAGGAAGACGGCAAGGCACAGAGAACAUGCACUUGCAAGAAGCAGGUACAAUGAUAAUUUCAGUGAGACUCCCUCCGAUUCUUCCAGUGAAUGUUUUGCCAAUGUCUGUGAGGAUUCUGCCUCAUUAAAAAGCUUUGGAUCUCAGGCUGGUUGUGGUGAGAUAUUUGCUGAUGAUCUUGUAUCUCCGGAGGGCAUCUUUAGCCCUGAGCGUGACAAAGAUUCCUUUGAAGCUCCGAGGCGAAGCCCUACUACUGCAGGUUUACAGGGAGGAAAGGAGUGUCUGGCCUCUCCAGCUCAUGGUGAGGUAUUGGACAUGUUUGGGUUGUGGGAAACCCUAAACAGAACUUUGCAUUUAGGGCACAGCUCAAAAGCUACGGAAAAUGUAACAAAACCCACAACACCUGUCAUGAAAUCUCCUUCCACAUCCACGUCUGAAGAUGUAAUGGUAAAUACACCCCAAUCUGUACAAUCCGAGAUCAGGGAACUUAAUACUAAUGUGGUAACUCCUAAAAGUGACAACCAAGGGAACACCAGUGAUGAGGGCUACUGUGAUUAUGUGUCUCCUGGUUUUGAGGACCACAGCAGAAGUUCCCUCACUCCAGUGCAUUCCAACAAGAUCCCUAGGGACACGUACAGUGGAGAUGCUCUUUAUGAGCUAUUCUGUGACCCCAGCGAGACAGAAAUAACCCCGAUCUUUGAUGAUGAAAUCAACCUAACAGACAGGAUUGUUGGCCAGUGCAGUGAUUAUCCAUUAUCCAUGUACAGCUUCCACGUUGGAGCAGAGGAAAAUCUUGCCCCACCUUUGGCUCGGGACUUUGUUGGUCAAGAGCUUCUGGAAAGUAAAUGGACGGGGAAGGAUUGCUUACUAAAGCUUUGCGACACUGAGAUAUCUCUGGCUAUGGGUAUAGUUAACUGGCUGAAGCAUAGGACAGACAAAAACAACCCAACAGACCUAAGAUCUUCACAAAGUAGUGCUGAAGGAGAUUUAUUUCUGGGAUGCAAAACCCAGUCAGCAAGGGUUAGAAAACCACCAAGAGGAGCAAGAACUGUUAAUGGUAGAGGAGAUACAAUUAAUCUUAAAGAGCCAAGUAAGCAAAUUGUUGGUGUUCAGCCCUUAAAAUAUGAUGCAAACACAGUGAUGUCAACAUUGGCCUCUCCAGAGAAUCAACCCAAGACCCCAACGAGUGGUGUGUGUUUCAGAAUAUUCAAUGUCGACUCUCCAAUGACUCCAGGUGGAGAUUUGCAGUCUCCAGUAGUAAGCUCCCCUGGCUCUGGGACAAAGUCUUUGUUUGUGUUGGCCAUAAACAAGGAAUCUCUUUGUGAAUUUUGCAAGAGUUCCCUGAAAAACGGAGCUAAAGAUCUGCACCUGUGCCGUUCUUGUAUGUCCCUGAUUGAGCAUAUCAAAACGUCAGACCUUUGGGCCCGUGCCAGUCUUCCCAGGCUCACUUUAACUCCGCAGCCAAUAACCAGCGAUCUACUAUCCCCAGCCAGCACCUGCGGGAUAGGAAGUGACAUCAGCAUAGCUUCCCUUGUUGAGCAGUGUGCUAGUCAGUUGUCUUAUAUGAAGAUCAACUUUACUCAAAAUCACUCAAGCUGUGAGGUAAGAGAUGUCCCUGUAUCUGAGCAAGGGGUAAAAAGGAACAAAGGACAAUCUCAAAAAUACCUUAAGUCAAAACACAAGAAAAGACCAGUGGCAACUACCGAGAGAGCCUUGAAUGCUAGACAUCGCUUGAGGCCGUCUAGCUUUUCUGAAGAUGUGAAACCUUCCUUUUUGGAGACUGAAGGACUUGGCUUUGUCACUACUAAUGCUUCCAAUGAUUUGGUUCUGGAAACGUACGGUUCAUGUGCUGUUGAAUCUGGUGACACAGACGUAUACCAAGCAACCAGGCCUACAUCUCUUCCUCUCAUGGCCUCUGCCUCUUUGGAGUUUUCUUGCGGAGAGGACCACCACAUUGACCAUUUAAAUGAGAUGGCAGAGGGAACUCCAGCCAAAAAGAAGCAUAGGUUGCGUCAUCGCAACAACGCUCCUGUGAAUAUUGAGGGAUCAUGCAGUGUCUUUCCAGAGGAUAGGAAAGUAGAACGAAGAUGCAGAAUGAAGAAGUAAAGGCCAUAUUAAACAGUACAGAUUCUGAUUUUGUGGAUCCUGACUGUCUCAAACUGGUUUCUUCUGUCCAGUACCUCAGCCCUCCGACCUCUCUACCAGCUGUCAAAGUCUCUAUCUUUCCUCAAGAAAUCUGACAUGUUUGCUCAUUUUACUGUCAACUCAGCAACACUGUCAGUCUGGAAUAACAACAGGUCUGUUUGUUGGAGAUGUAACAUUUGUCUGAAACCUGUCAUAUCAGUGUUUUUCUCUCUCCAUAGUUUUUCUGCAAUCACUGCUAUUUUUUUAUAUUACUCUAGUUUUCAAACCGAGGAUCAAAGACAUACUAGUGCAAUAACUAUAACACUUUAUUAAUGUCCAACGGACACAUUUUAAACUGUUGUCUUAAUAGAGAAAACUUUUUGAAACACAAGUUCACUUACGGAAUUUAAAAUACAUUGUGGGAAGUUAUACUUGCGUUGUUUUUGCAUAUCGAAACAAUCUGACAAGCUAUUUGAAAAGCUCUAUUCUGGAGUUUGGAAGAGAAAAGGCCAAUUUCCUUCAAAGGAUUGGGACAGCUGGAGACAUUGCAAUGGAAUCAAGUCUGCAUUUUCAUUUGCCCAAUUAGAGUUUAAAACAGAGACGAAUAAUUGUGUUUCAGUGAAUAAAUGAGGUAAAGUAGGCCUUUGAAAGAACGCCUCUGAUCUGGCUGAUGUGACCAGAAUUGAUGAGUGCUACCAAAAAAAGGCUCCAUUCAUACAUAGUAGGCCUCUUCACAAAGAAGGCAGGUGGCACUUUUACUUGUCGUCUUUGUCCAUUUUGGAAUGCAAUUCUGCCAGUUCGGCCUUUUUUUUUGAACUUGGUAAAUACUUCAACUCAACAACUAAACCUUGACCGCCAAAGUCCAGCUGGGGUUGUUUUUGAACAGAAUUCCCAUAAAUUCAACCCCUGGUAUGACUUUUCUAUGUCUUCACAUCUAUCUUUGAGCAGAAAGUUAUCUGCUUAAAUAUAGAUGUCUGCACAUCUAUAUUGGGGUAGAUAUCUGUAAACAUUGAACUUAACUAUUUGGGCCAUUAUUAUUCUCUUUAUGGUGAUGGAAUGUGUAUAUAAAUCAAAAUUUCAUAUUUUGAAAGGAUAAAAUCUAAGUUGGAUACCUCCAUAGAAUUGUCUGUAUGCAUGCAAUCGUUGCUCUAAUCAAAAGGAAGCCAAUUCCUAAGAAGCCCUUUGCCAAAACCUAAGCAGCUAUUAGUAAAGUAUUAUAUUUCAGGGCCUCAACCUGUUUUCCAUUAGAUCAGCAUCAACCGUAACAACAUCUGGUACAGGGAGGGUGGGUGUCAGUAUUCCAAUGGCAAUGAUAAUCCUCAAUAAAAGCACUGUAGUUUGGCAUUAAAAAUGUUAGCAUUGAACAGAAGCUUUUCAGAUAGCUUACUUGUUUUCAUAUUAUUUGAUAAAAUUGAAUUGUUAUAUGUGUCGCUGUAUUUCUUGUAAAGUUGUAAUUCUAUUACUUCUCAGGAUAAGCUGUCAAAAUCCAAGAAUUAGAUACAGAUAAUAGCAUGAAAGACUGACAAUAUCCUAAGAAUAUGAUUGACUAUAUUGCAAAACGAAUGUGUUGCAUGAUAUUGUAGGCUAUAAACUAUGUAAAGUGCAGAUACUGUUGGAAUGGUUAUUUUGACAAGUAUCAUAGGUCUGUGCAAUAUAUUGAUGUGCUUGCCUGACUGGAGUAUUAAUAAAAACCUAUUUAUGAAUC